Messenger RNA from Rotaria sp. Silwood1, 858 nucleotides. Lineage: Eukaryota; Metazoa; Rotifera; Eurotatoria; Philodinida; Philodinidae. The record is from the annotation of a GenBank genome assembly.
AUGUCUUGGCGACAAAUCCUAAUUGGAUUUCUUAUAUUUGCCACUCUUGUGAUACCUAUUGUCCAAUUAUCAUUUGGUUUUCAUUAUAUAAAACAAAAUAAUGUUUGUCCAAUAGAAAGUGAUAUUAUGUUAUUGAUGGCUAUUGGUGGCGUAUUUGAAGUGCUUUUUUUUGCUGCAAGUUUUGGCUUUGUCUGCGCAGUUACACCGUCAAAAUAUAAAAAACAAAAAUCAAAAUCUACAGCAGCAGAUAAUACUAAAGGAAGUAAUCGUGCAUCAUUAAUUAUCGUUGGUUUUAUAACGGCUAUACUUGGAGCAUGUGCUAUUAUCUUUUUUGUUCUUAUACAAAUUCGAGUAUAUGCAAAUUUUAAUGAAGCUCAAUGGACAGUUUCUGAUUCACCAAAAUAUUGUCUAUUUACAGUUUUUUCUAGUGCUUUUGAACCAAUACGGUUUCAACCAUCUCCACGUAUUGUUCCAUCAGACAAUCUUCAAUUAACUGAGCAACAAAUUAAAGGUCGUCAACAACUGGCUCAUGUGAAUGUUGUUGUUACACAAGCUGGAAGAAACGUUUGGGAUUUUGAAUAUCCAUGGUCAAAUAAACUUUGUUCAUGUUCUACAGAUAUGACCCAAUGUUGUUUUGCUUUCUGUUGUUUAUGUUGUUUCGAAUGUAGAUUAUUUAAACGUGCCGGUGAAAAUAUGUGGACCAGUCUAGCUCCUGGUGCAAGAUAUGCACUUCGAUCAAAGAUUCGUACUGCAUUUCGUAUUGAGGGUGAUUUAUGCGAAGAUUGUUGUGUUUCAACAUGUUGUCCAUGCUGUUCAGUCAUUCAAAUUGAACGCGAACUUCAUUAUCAAGGUCUUUAA